Schistosoma margrebowiei is the source of this 1011-nucleotide messenger RNA. Lineage: Eukaryota; Metazoa; Platyhelminthes; Trematoda; Strigeidida; Schistosomatidae. The record is from the annotation of a GenBank genome assembly.
AUGUUUCAGUGUAAGCAAAUUAAUGGUGUAAACAAUUCAGUAAAGUUAUUUGGAUUAUGCUCUGUAUGUAUAUGGACUUUAUUCAUCAUUUCAAAACACAUUAUUAAUAAUCGAUCGGAAUUAAUACAACCAAUUGAUAAAUUAGAAGAAAUUCCAAAAUUAUCUACUGAUACUGAUUUACGCAAUCUACCGUUGAUAUUUAUUGGUGGUCAUCAAAGUUCAGGUACUGGAUUAUUACGUGUUCUACUGGAUGUUCAUCCAAUGGUUCGAUGUGGUCCAGAACCAGUAGUUACAAGAGAAAUAUUAAGACUCAGGCCGAAGAAUCCAGACGAUCAGGAUUGGCUUUCACAAUCUGGUAUCACACAAAGUGUACUUGAUAAUGCUAUUGCUGGUUUCAUUGUAUCAAUACUGAAGAAUAUGGGACCACCUGCUGAUAGAUUAUGUCAUAAAGAUCCUUCAUCUUACAUAUAUCUAAGGUAUUUAAGUGAAUUAUUUCCGAAAGCUAAGUUCAUUCAUGCAGUACGUGAUGGAAGAGGAGCUAUAAUGUCUACAAUAAUCCGUAGAAUAAAUCCAACCUAUAAUUCGGAUAAUAUACCUGAUGCACUUAACCAAUGGACGGCUUAUACAUCACAAAUGAUAGAAGACUGCCAACACAUUGGAAUUCAUCGAUGUAUGACUGUACGUUAUGAGUGUCUUGUCAUAAAACCGAAGAGAGAGAUUCAAAAAAUCCUUAAUUUUCUGGAUCUUCCAUGGGAUGAAAAACUACUGAAUCAUGAAAAAUAUGUUAAUGAAACUUCUAUGAUAAAUAAAUACGAAGCCAGUUCAGUUCAAUUUGUUAAGGCUAUACACAAAGAAUCUUUAUAUGCUUGGUCUAAUAGUAAUUCAAUAAUACCCAUAAAUCUUAUUACAACUAUACAUAAGAAUAAUAGUCUAUUAGCUAGACUUGGUUAUACCAGUGGAAAAAUUCCUCCAAAUUAUGAAGAAGUGUGUGAAGUUGAUUUAAAAUUGUAA